UCUCCCCUAGGAGAGAUGGCACCGGCCAGAGCAGGAUUCAGCCCCCUGCUGCUGCUCCUGCUGCUGGGACUGUGGGUAGCCGAGGUCCCCGUCAGUGCCAAGCCCAAGAACAUGACCUCAGCUCAGUGGUUCGAAACUCAGCACGUGCAGCUGAGCCCUCAGCAAUGCAACGCGGCGAUGGCCAACAUCAAUAAGUACACGAAACGCUGCAAGAGUAUCAACACCUUCCUGCAUGAACCCUUCUCCACAGUGGCCGCCACCUGUCAGACCCCCAACAUAGCCUGCAAGAAUGGCCGUGACAACUGUCACCAGAGCCAAGAGCGCAUGUUCUUGACCGAUUGUCAGCUCACCUCGGGGAAGUACCCAGACUGCAAGUACAAAGAGAGACAAAUGGAUGCCUUCUUCAUCAUCGCCUGUGAGCCUCCCCAAGAGAAAGAUGACCAGAGAUACCAGCUGGUUCCCGUGCACCUGGACAAAGUUAUCUAAGAUCAAGUGUUCCCCACUCC
Messenger RNA from Talpa occidentalis (Iberian mole), 506 nucleotides. RefSeq names its product ribonuclease 7-like. NCBI's taxonomy places the organism in Eukaryota, Metazoa, Chordata, Mammalia, Eulipotyphla, Talpidae. The coding region runs from base 16 to 486 and encodes 156 amino acids. Gene Ontology annotation, biological process: defense response to fungus; defense response to Gram-negative bacterium; defense response to Gram-positive bacterium. The record is from RefSeq and is a predicted model, not a curated record. The transcript has a single exon. Gene Ontology annotation, molecular function: nucleic acid binding; RNA nuclease activity.